ACUCGAACCGAACGUGUGACCCCACCAAUGGAUUGCUCUCCAAGUGUGAAGGUAUCAUCCGCUAAAAACUGAAACGCCUCUUACCUGCGCAGGGAUGGUGCGGCGUGCGCUGGCGCUGUUCAAGGCCUGCCUGGUGGCGGUGGGCUGCGCCGCCCUGGUGCUGUUCUACUUCCUGAGCGGCGUGCCCACCGCGCCGCCCGCCGCGCCGCCCGCCGCCACCCUCCACGAGGAGGCGCAGCGCCAGCUCCUGGCGUUCCUGCGACGCCCGCUGGAGAACGCCACCAUCGCCAUGGGUGCGCCUCCGCCCGGCUACCUCGUGUACAGUCCGUCGUGCCGCAUCCCGGACACGGACCCGUUCCACCCGUCGCUGCAGAAGCUGGUGCACCGCGAGGACCCCGUCGUCUGCUCGUCGCUGCCGCCGCUCACCUACACCAAGCUGGUGGCGGGCAGCGACCACGCCGGCGCGCUGGGGUCGCUCGCCAUGCACCUGCUUCGCCUGGACACCGAGCUGCUGCCCAAGUACACCCCGAGGUUCUACCACAACGUCACGUGCUGCUACCAGAGCGUCACCCGGGUGGACCCGGAGCCCGGCGCCACCAAGGUGGACAAGGACGUCGACAACAAGUUCCACAUGGGCCGUUGCGAGGACCUGGUAGGCGAGGCGCAGCUGGAGCCCGACGUGGAGUUCGUGAUGGUGCGGUGCUCCGCCACCCGGCCGGGCUGGCGCACCAAGAAGGUCUACACCAACAUGCACGCCGUGGUGGCCCCCAAGGCCGCCAUCCGGGCCAAGCUCAGGGAGAACCCGGCGCGCGAGCCCGGGGACCCCCGCAUGUCCGUGCUCAUCAUCGGCGUGGACUCGGUGUCCAGGCUCAACUACAUCCGCACCAUGCCGCGCACGUCCGAGCUCCUGCGAUCCCACGGCUGGUACGAGCUCCGCGGCUACAACAAGGUGGAGGACAACACCUUCCCCAACCUCAUGGCCAUCCUCACCGGCAUGACGCGGCCCCAGGUGGAGGAGCGCUGCUUCCAGACGGCCAUGACGCCCAUGGACGACUGCCCCAUCAUCUGGCGGAAUUUCUCCCGGGCGGGCUACGUGACGGCCUACGUGGAGGACGAGCCCACCAUCGGCACCUUCAACUACAAGAAGGCCGGCUUCAAGCACGCGCCCACCGACUACUACCUGCGCCCGUUCCUGCUGGCGGCCCAGGACCACAUGCAGGUGCGUCGGCUGCACCGCCUCAACGCGUGCCUCGGCCCCACCACGGCCGCCGAGCACAUCCUGGGCUACGCGGCCAGCAUGGCGACGCUGCUGCGCGACAACCUGUACUUCGCGCUGUUCUGGAUGAACUCGUUCAGCCACAACAGCGCCAACUCGCCCAGCGCCAUGGACGACCGCCUGUUCCACUUCUGGAGGGACUUGCUGCGCUCCGGGGCCCUCAAGGACACCCUGGUGCUGUUCCUCAGCGACCACGGCAUGCGCUUCGGGAAGAUCCGCGAGACGGAGGUGGGGUGGCUGGAGGAGCGACUGCCCUUCAUCAACGUGUGGCUGCCGGAGUCGUUCCGACGGCGCCACCCCGAGGCCGAGAAGGCCUUCCGCGCCAACGAGGACCGCCUCACCACGCCGUGGGACGUCCACGCCACCCUGCGCGACGUCCUCCGCGUGUCCGGGGUCCCGGGUGACGCCACCCCGUCCGCCAGCAGCGCCUCCAGCUUGGCCUCCAGCGAGGACUCGGGGACGGUGGCGUGCCCGGGGUGCCAGUCCCUGUUCCGCGCCGUGCCCGCGGACCGCGGCUGCGCCGACGUGGCCGUGGACCAGCACUGGUGCACGUGCCUGGAGUACGCCUCCUUCAAGCCGGGCGAGCGCGCGGCGCGCGGCGCGGCCGAACACGUGGUGCGCUUCAUCGCGGACAAGCUGGCCGAGCGGCAGGCCGCCAACGCCUCCACCCUGGACGCGGGCUGGCACUGCGCGCCGCUCAGCCUGCACAAGGUCAAGUCCGUGCGCGGCCGCGAGCUGCAGCGCGGCGUCCGGGACUUCAUCGUCAUCCUGGAGACCAGCCCCGGCCACGCCGUGUUCGAGGCCACCGUCCGCGCUACCAAGACCAACAGCAGCACCGGCGCCGGCAAGGACAAGAAGGACAAGCAGGCCGUGCAGUACGAGCUGCUGGGUUCCAUCAGCAGGAUCAACGAGUUCUGGGAGCACAGCCAGUGCAUCCACAACGCCGACCUCAAGAAGUACUGCCACUGCUCGCGCGCCGCCGCCCCCGCCGCCCCCGCGCGCUCCCACCGCAGGGGCUGAAGGAGAAACUUUGAAAAGACGAAAACUGUGAUGCGUGGCAGCAGUAAUCCAAGCCCGCGACUUUUGGUUCCUGGAAGAAGUCGAUUGAGCCCGUGCCCACAUUCCAGGGUGUUUGUGUGUGUGAGUGUGUUUGUAGGUGUGAGUGUGCCGUGUAUGUGUGUAUGUGUGUGUGUUCGGGUGCAAUGGACUUGUUCGUGAGUGUAUGUGAUGUUUGUAAGAGCCUGUGCCUCGGCGCACGCCCGACUGAAACUGUGACGUCGCAGUGUCCGAAACGAAUUGUCUGUGUUAACUGUGUAUAGAAAGAAACGAAUUAUAUUUUACCAUUUGCACCGUUUUGUUAAAA
Messenger RNA from Thrips palmi, 2639 nucleotides. RefSeq lists its product as uncharacterized. The coding region runs from base 95 to 2296 and encodes 733 amino acids. The transcript has 8 exons. The record is from RefSeq and is a predicted model, not a curated record. NCBI's taxonomy places the organism in Eukaryota, Metazoa, Arthropoda, Insecta, Thysanoptera, Thripidae.